Molecule: messenger RNA, 5590 nt
Organism: Coturnix japonica (Japanese quail)
Lineage: Eukaryota; Metazoa; Chordata; Aves; Galliformes; Phasianidae
Product: pancreatic alpha-amylase
Biological process (GO): carbohydrate metabolic process
Molecular function (GO): cation binding; alpha-amylase activity
Source: RefSeq, a predicted model, not a curated record
UUUAUCUAUUUUUUAACAUGUAGUAGCUGUCCUUAUAAUAAAUCCAUAAAGAGAAGUCUGUGGUAGUAUCAGCUUUCAAAUAGAAAGGCUCAAAAUGAGUCGCCCUCUAGUGGAAGUGAGCAUAACUCAAGCAACAGCUUGUUUUUCCUUUUCAUAGGAAUUUGUGUUUGACCUUAAUGAAUGUUUUGGAUGUAGAUUAAAUAUGAUGCUGUAGCUGAAGUUAUCCCUGAAAUCACAGAAUCACAACAUUGUAGUUGUUGAGAGGGGCUUCUGGAGAUCAUAUAGGCCAGGCCUCUUGCUCAAACGGGUUCCUCACAGUAGGUCACAUAGGAAAUUGUUGAGACAGCUUUUGUGUGUCUCUAGAGAAGGAGAAUCCUCAGUCCUCCUGGGCAGCAUGUUCUAUUGCUCCGUCACUCUCCAUGUAAAAAAGCUUUUCUUUAUGUUUGUUUGUUAUAGUUUGUGCCUGUGCAUACAACAUAAGUGUGGAUUCAGAUCCCUUAGUGCUUAUGGCUGACAUUGAACAGUAUGGAGUCUUUUAGGACUGUAGGUGAUUCACAAGGAACUAACAGAGGUCCUGCAGGCUAAAUGAAUGAAUGUAUUUUUCUGUAUAUGUUAAUGCAUAUAUAUGUGCCAGUGUAUUGAUAUACACUGGCUCGUGCUGAUAUUGUACCUAAUUUUGCAUUUGUUGGGUUACUUAUUUCCUAAUAGUCAAAUAGAUUAAAUCAAGGUUAAACCUGUGUUGAUUGCAGGAUAUCUAAUGUAAGUGAUAUAAAUAGCAGAUACUGUGAGAGCAAAAAAGGUACCCUUUGAUGCAGGAUUUGCAAAAUCCCAUCAUUAGGUUUUUGUGUCUUCUUACUUAUAUUUUGAAGUUGAAGAAGGUUGAAAAUUGAAGUGAUUGUGACUUUGUAAGCUUAGACAUUAUUCUAGCAAGUGUAAGCAGCAUUGAUGUACACUGUCAUUCAGCAGAAGCCUAGAUUCUAAUGUAGGGAAAGGGGCUGGUAUGGUAAGGCAGGGCAUUUUUUAUGGUGAUUGAAGAGUAACGAUCAGAACCGUAAAAUUAAUUUUUUUAUUUUAUUUUAUUAUUUUUUAUUUAUUUAUUUAUUUAUUUUACUGUUUGAAAUAUUGUGUCCAAGAAGUCCAUUAAGCAGAAGAGUAGCUUCUCAGAAUGAGUUACUGAAGUUCCAACAGAGGUCAAAGCAAACCAGGUGUAACACUUAAGGGAUAGUAUUGAGAUCUUUUAUUAACUAUAGUGCUGUUGUAAUGAUUCCCGUGGUUUUAUCUGACCUUGUGAUCAGUGAGUGGGGAUUGAUCGGAAUGUGUUGUUUUAUGGUGAAAAGAGAAUGUUCAGAAAGUUACCUGUAUAUGUAGUCUUUUUCGUGAGCCAGAUCCGGAAGGCUGGGCUGCGUACAGUCCUUGAGCUGUGUAUUGAAAAAUGGAAAUUGCAGAAAAGUUGAAAUGGGGGAACAUUUUGGAAAGGGAAGGAGAGGAAGAUGCACAUUCCUUCACGUGUCCAUUUGAAAUAGUUGUGGGUUUGUGAUUUCUCAGUACCUACAGUACCGCUGCACAAGUGGUUUUUCGGAUGAGAAGCCUUUGAUAUUCUGCACUGUAGUCACUAGAAAGGUGUCUAAGUGUUCAGCCUGAGAGAAAACACUCCCUGUCUUUGGUUCAACUCUAAUCAUUACACAUCCUGUAUUAAAAAAAGUGCUAAAAAGGGGGGAAAUUUAAUUAAAAAAAAAAAAAAAAAAAGCAUUCAAAGUACUGUCACCUGAUAUGUCCCUGUAUUUUUCAUUGUCUGCACUUCUGAUAUGACCUGUGGUUCCAUUGUAAUUCCAGGCAGUGGAUGAAACAGACAUUCCAAGAGAUUUCAAUUACACAUCUUCCCAGACUGAGUGUCAUGGUCCUACUGUGUCCGGCAAAGCCUUACAGCUGCAUGGAGAGGACUUGCAGGGUGCCUUCAGGAUAAGUCUGCAGUCUUCCCACUGGCCUUUUAUAUUCCUGCCAGAUCUUUUCCGCUGCAGGUGACAGUUUUCACAGAGAUGAAAGUUAUCAGUGAGUGUUUGUCUAGCCAGCUGGGUAUCUUGCUUCCACUUUGCUUUUCCUGAAUUGUCAUGUGACUGCUGAUAUUAUACAUACUUGCAAUGUUUGUGUCUUAUCAUGAAGCACAUACCGGUGAGCAGUUCUUGUGAUUUGGGUUUUGUAUUUUUUCUGUUUGUAUAAAUAAAUAGUAGUUAUCAAUAGCUAUCCAAAAUGCAACACGUGGACCUCAAUGAGGGGACUCUGGAGAAGGAUUAGGAAAUUUUUAGAAGGCAAUUGUUAGUCUCAUACCUGUCAAAGGGGGAAUGAGUUUACCGGCAUGCGGAAGCAGUUUGCUUUCAGGAUUCAUUUGAGCUUGAACUCAUGUACCUGAGCAGCUGCUGCAAUCAACAGGAGAUGCUUCACAGCGUACAGUGUUGGAAUUUUUUUAGCAGCUGAUUUGCUUGCCUUUUCCUCAAUGUACCUCACCAGGGAAUGGCGUUCUAAAAACUGACCUCAAAUGUUUUGCAAUGAUGUUGUGUCACAAGCAGAAAGUGUAAUCAGCUCCAUUUUCUUGCUGUUGGAAAGUGGUCAAGGUUAUAUGUGGAGCCAAGGUACAGCUUUGGAGAAAGAAAUUGAGAGUUGUAUUUCCUGCAAUAUUGAAAUCCUUGGUCCCUCCAGCUUCUGACUUCUACAGUAGUCAGCAGUGAACCCCCCUCCACAAAUUGAACUGAAGUUUCCAGCAAUUGGAAAGUGUCAAAUACAUUGGUGUUUGUAGUUAAAGUAGAGGGAGUGGGGGGCUUUUGGUUUACUUUUGAUUUUUUGUUGUUGUUGGUAGUGGUGGUGGUUUUUGUUUGGUUGGUUUAGUAAUAGAAAAAAAGACCUGUGAUAAGGUGUAUUUUACAAAAUUUUUCAGGUGGACAAAUGAGUUCCACCUGUAUAUGUCUUGCUUUCUUUUGAAUUGUGGGAAAGAGAGAGAUGUAUCGGAAUCAUAUUCAGUGUCAUGGUUUGAAUCAGAGGAAAACAUAGUUGUGUCAGUUAAGGAUCAAAUUGAAAUUAGGGUACUUUUCUCCUGGAGUGGGUGCGCGUGUUUUUGAGUUUGUUAUUUUUGUCAUGGUCAUUUCCCAAGCUUCCUGUUUAUUAAUUGUUUGUGAAUGUUUUUUUACUAGUGUGCUGACUGUAGUCACUGUGGGCACAUUGUACGUUUGUCUUUAUGUUAAACAUCAGUUCUCAUAGACUAGCUGAUACCAUGUAUCAAGCAAAAUGUGCAAGGUUUCAGAUGCAGAAAAUGUUUGUUUAAUUCAAAAGGAGGAACAGACUCAUUCAGCAUGUCAGUUCUGUUUUGUGUCUGGUUUCAAAUAUUUCAUUUGCAGUACCUGUGUAUUCUGAGGUCUGUGUCUUCUUUCUUGUCUCAGACAAAUCAUUGUGACUUUGACAAUAGGUGCAGACUGCAGCAGAUUGUGCGUCGGAAGUCCUCGAUGCCGAUCACUUUCAGGUUGAGACACCUUUAGUGUGUGUGGUUAUGUGCUGAGAAAGUACUUAUGAGUUCAUAGUGAGCACGAGACAGAAACAGCAAAAGAAUGAAAGGCCAGUUUCUGUCUAAAAGUGAGAUGCAGAUCUGAAUGUCUCACAAUGUGAUGUGUGAUACAGUUGCUGAUGACUGACAGCGGUUGAUCCGAUACGUAUGUUUGUGUGCAUAUUAGUGAAGAGAGCUAAAUGCCUCAUUUUGUUGAUGUUGUUUAAAAUAAUUUUAUGCCAAAUGUGGGUGCACUGUUCAGAGCGUGCUUGGUGUGUGAUAAGGUUUAAAAACUGGGAGAAGUUUCAUUAUCUGCAGCUGUGGGUUUAUUGAAGCCAAAACAAAUGGUAUUAUGGAUACUCAGGUAGCUAGACAAACAAUUACUGCUAGCAUUUAUCUCUGUGAAAGCUGCCAGCUGCAGUAGGAACUUCAUCAUCUCGCAUCAGUAUAAAUGGACGGUGUAAAGACCACAGCCUCACACCGAGGGCAUCAUGCGAGUCCUCCUCCUCCUCGUGGCCGUAGGGCUGUGCCAGGCACAGUACAACCCCAACACUCAGCCUGGGAGGACGUCUAUCGUGCAUCUCUUCGAAUGGCGCUGGGCCGAUAUUGCUCAGGAGUGUGAACGCUAUUUAGCUCCGAAUGGGUUUGGAGGAGUUCAGGUUUCUCCUCCGAAUGAAAACAUUGUCAUUACCAAUCCGAACAGGCCCUGGUGGGAAAGAUACCAGCCCAUCAGCUACAAGAUCUGCAGUCGAUCGGGCAAUGAAAAUGAGUUCAGAGACAUGGUGACCAGAUGCAACAAUGUUGGCGUUCGUAUUUACGUGGAUGCUGUUGUCAAUCACAUGUGCGGGUCUAUGGGCGGCACGGGCACCCACUCGACGUGCGGGAGCUAUUUCAACACCGGGAGUAGAGAUUUUCCUGCCGUGCCCUACUCAGCCUGGGAUUUUAAUGACGGCAAAUGUCAUACUGCAAGCGGAGAUAUUGAGAACUAUGGGGACAUGUAUCAGGUUCGUGAUUGUAAGUUGUCUAGCCUUCUCGAUCUGGCUCUGGAGAAGGACUACGUACGCUCAACAGUUGCGGCAUACAUGAAUCGUCUCAUUGAUAUGGGCGUGGCAGGCUUCCGGCUCGAUGCCGCCAAGCAUAUGUGGCCUGGGGACAUCCGAGCGUUUCUGGAUAAAUUGCACGAUUUGAAUACUCAGUGGUUUUCAGCUGGAACAAAACCCUUUAUUUACCAAGAGGUCAUUGACUUGGGAGGAGAGCCGAUCACAGGCAGUCAGUACUUUGGUAACGGGCGAGUGACAGAAUUCAAGUACGGUGCUAAACUGGGGACGGUGUUGCGCAAGUGGAACGGAGAGAAGAUGGCCUACUUAAAGAACUGGGGAGAAGGCUGGGGCUUCGUGCCUUCCGAUCGAGCCCUGGUCUUCGUGGACAACCACGACAACCAGCGCGGUCACGGGGCGGGAGGAGCUUCCAUUCUCACUUUCUGGGACGCCAGGCUGUACAAGAUGGCAGUCGGUUUCAUGCUCGCUCAUCCCUAUGGGUUCACACGAGUGAUGUCAAGUUAUCGUUGGCCGAGAUAUUUCCAGAACGGAGCGGACAUAAAUGACUGGGUUGGACCACCGAGUAACUCGGACGGAUCAACAAAGUCUGUUCCGAUCAACCCAGAUACUACAUGUGGCGACGGUUGGGUCUGUGAACAUCGCUGGAGACAAAUAAGGAACAUGGUUAUCUUCCGUAAUGUGGUAGACGGUCAGCCUUUCUCAAACUGGUGGGAUAACGGGAGCAAUCAGGUGGCUUUUGGCCGUGGCAACAGAGGCUUCAUUGUGUUUAAUAAUGAUGACUGGUACAUGAAUGUUGAUUUGCAAACGGGGCUGCCUGCCGGUACCUACUGUGAUGUUAUUUCCGGACAAAAGGAAGGCAAUUCAUGUACUGGAAAGCAGGUGCAUGUUUCUUCGGAUGGAAAGGCUAAUUUCCAGAUUAGCAACAGCGAUGAAGACCCAUUUGUUGCAAUUCACGUUGAUGCUAAGUUAUAAAUAAAUUUGGCAUGUUUUUUUUCUGCUGUUA